AUGCGGCGGAUGGAUCGCCGGGGAAACCUCGAGUCGACGACCCCCAACACCGCGGGCCCUGAAGAAGAAGCUGAAGAAGCUGUAGCUGAAGAAGAAGAAGCUGAAGUAGCUGAAGAAGAAGAAGCUGAAGAAGCUGAAGAAGAAGAGGCUGAAGAAGCUGAAGUAGCUGAAGAAGAAGAAGCUGAAGAAGAAGCUGAAGAAGGAGAAGCUGAAGAAGAAGCUGUAGCUGAAGAA
Petromyzon marinus (sea lamprey) is the source of this 234-nucleotide messenger RNA. The record is from RefSeq and is a predicted model, not a curated record. Lineage: Eukaryota; Metazoa; Chordata; Hyperoartia; Petromyzontiformes; Petromyzontidae.